AUGAACCUAGUGCCAGAGUCAACCGUGGCCAGUUCCGGUCAGUACCAGCAGCGAUAUGUGCCAUAUCAAUAUGGUUUGAGAAGGCUGCCGCGCUGUCUCUACGCUGUCGGAACAUCCCGCGAGGAUCAUGCCACAGGUAUCGCCACCGAUGACUACGACAGCGAGUUCGUGGCACCUAGCGGAGAACAGCCGGACCUGAGACAAAAGACCGUUUUGGAGACAAUCAGAGCUGCUGGUCAAAUCAGUACAGUGCCUGACCCCACAGAUCCCGUACCCAUGCCCGACCCUCCGGAGAACGAUAAGCGCGAAAGAGGAACCUGCUGGUCGCCUGAUUGCGAGCUGAAGGACAUUCGUGGCCACAGCUCAGCAUACCUCCGCUGUGUUUCUUGCAAAGCUGCAUGGUACUGCUGUCGCGAAUGCAAGCGCAGUCAUUGGCCGUGGCACAAAUUUCACUGCGGGCAUAAGACCAUAGAUACCGCUGAUCUCCUCGUCCUCGAUUGUCUAAGCGACCGUCUCCCCGAAGAUCCUGAUGUCAGGGCGGACUUUGGCUUCAGUAGGCUGAUUACUGGUCAAGAUCAUGGCUCGCUUCUGGGGCUCUAUAUCGGGCUUGUACAUCCUAGGCUUCUGCACGUCAGCUCUAGGGCUUUGCAUCGAUGGCGUAGAUCUGGCACACUUGUUAAGAAUAUUCGUCGCAAGUACGAGACACGACCACUGGGAAGACGGGGCAGGUAUUAUCUUUGGUUUCUUCGCAACACCUGGAUUCUUGAGGACACGGCUGAGGGGCCUCGCAACAAUCCGAGAGUGCCCGAGAGACAUGUCGAGGCUUAUAUCGAGGUUGUCAGGCCUUACAUGCCUCCCGCUUAUCGGGUCCGUGACGUUCAAAAUCUCGAUGCCGACCUUCGCAGAGUGAUGUUGUUCUACGGCCUCAUACUGGGCGACUGGCACCCGAUUCCUGACUUCCCACCUAUGUGGAUGGACUUCGGGUUCUGCACCUGCGGAGACGAGUACUCGGAGAAUUGA
Messenger RNA from Recurvomyces mirabilis, 1020 nucleotides. RefSeq lists its product as uncharacterized. Bases 1 to 1020 code for a protein of 339 amino acids. Lineage: Eukaryota; Fungi; Ascomycota; Dothideomycetes; Mycosphaerellales; Teratosphaeriaceae. The transcript has a single exon. The record is from RefSeq and is a predicted model, not a curated record.